CUUUGUAUGACAUGCAUGACUCUUUAAAAACUUGGCUCUGAAGAAUUCCCUCAUCAGUGGAGUGUCUGAUUUCUUCAUACAAGAGCUGAGCGUUUUCUCCAAACUCAAAGAUGCUUCGAUGUUCGACCUUCUUGUUAGCAUGUUUCAUGGCUCUAAGCACCGUGAUGGCCAAGAACACGUUUUCGGGUAGAAAAAUGGCGGCGGUCGAUGGACGACAAUUGCAAUGCACGGCUCGGGGUUUGUUCGAAGGAGCCUGCGUCUCUCAAAAUAUCAUGGCCAGAGGAUUCAGGUGCGAUGAACUCUGGUGUGCAAAGCUCAUUUCUCCUGGCAUUUAUGAAGCCGUCUCUACUGGACCAGUUUUAGAUGGAACCGGAUGUACAACUAAUAAAGUUUGCAUAGGCGGAGAAUGUAAAGUCCCAGAAUCGGGGCGUGUGGCACCUCGACGAGGAGAUGGUCCCCAGUACACGUGCCGUUCGUCAGUCAUUGUGACUCCUUCCACCAAUAACCCAAAUCAGCAAAGAAACUCAGUAAUUGUGAGACCCUCAACAACGAAGAAAAGGACAUUCCAGUAGGAUGAAUUAAUGAUUUUUUCCCUCGAUUAUGAACCACGCAAUAAAUUAAAAAACUUGAAGCCCUUCGGUGGCAAGACAUUUUUUACGCCGAGUGCCCAAAACGCUGAAAAAAACCCACGGAAAUCCACGAA
Messenger RNA from Venturia canescens, 703 nucleotides. RefSeq lists its product as uncharacterized. NCBI's taxonomy places the organism in Eukaryota, Metazoa, Arthropoda, Insecta, Hymenoptera, Ichneumonidae. The record is from RefSeq and is a predicted model, not a curated record. Bases 111 to 572 code for a protein of 153 amino acids. The transcript is spliced from 5 exons.